Molecule: messenger RNA, 879 nt
Organism: Thermochaetoides thermophila DSM 1495
Lineage: Eukaryota; Fungi; Ascomycota; Sordariomycetes; Sordariales; Chaetomiaceae
Product: N-acetyltransferase-like protein
Exons: 3
Coding region: 1-879 (292 amino acids)
Molecular function (GO): acyltransferase activity, transferring groups other than amino-acyl groups
Source: RefSeq, a predicted model, not a curated record
AUGGCGUCGCCCGUGAGCCGCACCAGUACCAGCAGCAGCACCAGCAGUGCUAGCUCUAGCACCGGCGGCAGCAUUGUGAGCACCAAGACCGCCAGCACAAGUGCGAGCACCAAUAGCAGUACUGUGACAGUGGCCCUGAAGCGCCGCUCGCUGAUCCCACCGAGAUGGAAAGAAACUGUGCGUGUCGUCGGGAUGUCAGAUUGUAGGGAGGCCGCGCUCACUCUAGCGUACGCCUUUGCUGCUGAUGAUUAUGCCCAGUACCUCGUCGACUCCGGCGACAUGCACGGUGUCUCGGCCGAGCAAAAGUGGAAGCUGCAUGUCGACAUCCUCACAUACACAGUAACUGCGCACGUCAUGAGCGGGCUGGCCACGACUGUCGGCCCGGAGUUUGAUAGCGUCGCUCUCUGGGUGCCUCCAGGCAAGAACCUGGAUGGGUUCUGGACUCAGCUUCGGAGCGGUAUGUGGAGACUUCACUUCCAACUCUCGCCUGAGGGGAAGAAGCGCUUGUUCGAGGAAAUCCUGCCCUUGUUGCAUAACACCAAGGCCGAAGUGCUCGGUGACAGGAAUGAUGACGCGUGGUACCUCGUUUACCUGGGGACCAAGCCCAGCUCGCAGGGUCGCGGCUAUGCUUCGAAACUGUUGAGGGACGUCAUAGCAAGGGCCGACGCUGAAAAGCGUCCGAUCUACCUCGAGUCGAGCUCGCUCGCCAACAACGCCUAUUACAAAAAGUUCGGCUUUGAGGUGAAGCGAGAAAUCUUCCUUGAGCGUGGACCGGCGCCGGUCCGUCUUUCGAUCAUGGUUCGUGAGCCCCGCGCACCUGGGAGUACCGCUUAUUCUACCAGCUCAAAUCCAGCCACGAAGAAGCCUGUCAGGGGCUGA